UGGCUAUGCAAAUAAACAAAACGUAUGAGCGAACAUGUGGUAAACACGGAUUCGUCAUUUAAAAUUUAAUUACCAAAUUAAUUAAGUAUUAAGUACAUACAUAAGUCGGGAUUCCCGAACUCGGGAAUAAUCCUCCCUGCUUAUGUACAUAUUUUCAUACUUUAUUUUACUUAUUUAAUUAGUAUGUAGGUGUGUAUACAUCUUAUGUUCUUCCCCAUCAGUUUGUACUUUCUACAUACACAAGUGUUUGGUAUUAAAUAUACAGAAGUGACAGACGAAAAGUGACAAAAUGUCAUCUGUGCCUUUUACGAGGAAUAUAAACCCGAGGACUUCCUCCGAGGUGCCGAUUUUAAUCAAGACGGGAUUGAAGGGAAAUUGUCAGUUUCAAGGGUUGACCUGCCUCUCAGGCCAGAAGGUGAUGGUCAACGUCGGUGUUACGUGGUGGGACGCGUUCGAGAUUCAUUUUGGGGUGCGGGUGAACCCAGACAUUUAUACAGUUCAGAGGCAGGCAAAGCCAGGGUUUGCAACCGUAAAACACGAUCUCAGGGAGCAGGUCAAGCAGCUUAUUACAGAGUUUCAAGUGCCAAAGCCAUUUUUUAUCAUCUAUCUCGUCCGAAGCAGAAAGCCUCCGCGUCCUCGCCAGGAUGAUAUGAGUAGACCGGCGUCGCCUUAUAUUGAGGCGCCACAACUAUCCCCCGCAACGACUGUUUACAGAGAAGAAAUUGAAAAGAAAAAGACUGAUUCGAACCGGAAGAGAACUGCUGCUGGCAAUUCGGGAAGGUCGUUUGCAGCUACUCGGCCGAUGUCACAAUUCGAGAAGAAUGUUCGAUUUGUCAAAUCAGGGCGGAAGCAUGGACCAGCUACUAAUCAAAUCUUUUCUCAGACCAACGAAGGUCAUAGCCGACCACAGAUGAUGACGAAUUUUCAUUAUCAUAAUGAGCGUGACGAAGAAAGCGAUGACGACGCUGGCAGCGAUAUCACUAGUGCCAGUCAAGACUCGCAAAUUGCAGAUCUGUACACACUAGGGAUUGGUCAGGAAUACAUCAAGUCGGAGGUUUGUAAUAGGGCGAUGUCAAACUAUACAAAUAUUCAGUUUUUGAAAAUGAGAAAUGAGUUGCAACAAUUUAAGAAGAAUACAGCCCGAUGGACCAAAUGGUUGACCAGGGCUCCCAUUACAUCAACCAUCUUUCGCGAGCUACUAGAUGUCUAAUCUCAGAAAGAAGAAAAUGACUGCUCUUAUUUGUGCUAUGUAGAAGAGACUACUAAUUUAACAAUGAAUUAAUUAUAUACCCGUAACUGGCUGUAUUCCUUAUGUAACGCCACAAUUUUCAUAGAGUAUUAUUAUUUUUUGGCGAUUACUUUCCUUCCGAUCAAAAGUGUACAAAUUCUACAUGACUACAUAAACCUUGUUCCGUUAUUAUAAUAUACGUUUUUAUACCGAAAUAAUCUAAUAAAAAUAAAGGACUGUUUAAAAUAAA
Messenger RNA from Folsomia candida, 1478 nucleotides. RefSeq lists its product as uncharacterized. The transcript has 6 exons. Bases 290 to 1210 code for a protein of 306 amino acids. The record is from RefSeq and is a predicted model, not a curated record. NCBI's taxonomy places the organism in Eukaryota, Metazoa, Arthropoda, Collembola, Entomobryomorpha, Isotomidae.